CAGUGGGUACAGAAAAAGUUUCUGUCCACCAGCAAAAGAUUCUUCCCGUCUGACGCUCGUCCGCCUUCAGAUCAAAUAUUUAUUCAGAAAAGACCCUCAGAUUGGUUUCUUUCCUUUUUUCAUGCGAUCGGUAAAAGUUUGCUGAGAGUUUGCUCGUUAGGACAUUCCUCCGAGGAUUGCAAAAGUGGCCGGGGGGAGAGUUUAACCCAGAUUAGUGUCUUUAUGCUUUUUCACGUGAAAGAGCCUUUAUAAAAAAAGACGACAUCUUGGAGGCAACUGGUGGUUUGAUUGUUGCUGUUUGACGGAAAACAACUGAGUUUGCAGCUGAGUUUACUGAGUUUACAUCCAAACAUGGGAACUUACACGCUACCGGAGGGAUUCUCGGACUUUGACAUGUUUGCUUUCGGCUCUGCGCUUCUUGUUGGGGGGGUGCUGGGAUUCUUCCUCAACGCCGUCAGCAUCCUGGCCUUCCUCCGAGUGAAGCAGAUGCGAACUCCUAGUAACUUCUUUGUGUUCAACCUGGCCUUGGCUGACAUCAGUCUGAAUGUUAAUGGUCUCACAGCUGCUUAUGCCAGCUAUCUCAGGUACUGGCCGUUUGGUCAAGAUGGUUGUAAUUAUCACGCUUUCCAGGGGAUGAUAUCAGUCCUGGCUUCUAUCAGUUUCAUGGCUGCGAUCGCGUGGGACAGAUAUCACCAGUACUGCACCAGACAGAAGCUCUUCUGGAGCACGACGGUGACGAUGAGCUGCAUCAUCUGGAUUCUUUCCAUCUUCUGGGCCGCCGUUCCACUCAUGGGAUGGGGGGUCUAUGACUUUGAGCCAAUGAGGACAUGCUGCACGCUUGACUACACUAGAGGAGACAGGGACUACAUUACCUACAUGCUUACGUUAACGGUGCUCUACCUGACUUUCCCAGCUGUCACCAUGUUUUCUUGUUAUGAUUCCAUCUACAAACACUUCAAGAAGAUUCAUCAUCACAAGUUUAACACCAGUUUGCCUUUGAGAGUAUUGCUGUCAUGUUGGGGCCCUUAUGUCCUCAUGUGCAUCUAUGCCUGCUUUGAGAACGUGAAACUUGUCUCUCCAAAACUGCGAAUGUUGCUUCCAGUUGUUGCAAAAACGAAUCCCAUCUUCAACUCUCUUCUCUACUCAUUUGGAAAUGAGUUCUACAGAGGAGGCGUCUGGAACUUCCUCACUGGACAGAAGAUUGUUGAGCCAGACGUUAAGAAGUCCAAAUAAAUAAAACAAAUUAACAUGUUUCUCAAAUCAUAUAAAACUGUAAUUGGCUCUUAUGAUAGGCCCCUUAUACUAACAUGCUGAGAUGUAAAGCCAUUGUGAUGGCUGCACACUUGUUCUUAGACAGUAGUGAAACCUCUGGAAAGUCUUUCUGUUUGUCUCAUGAUGGAUUUGUGAAACUUAAACUCUUUUCUUCACCAAACAACUUCAAAUGUUCUCAUUAACAUUCUGCUCAGUAAAUGAAUGCUGCUGCUGCUGUUUGUCUUGCUGUGUACUUUGUUUUAAAGCUGGUUAUGCAACAUCUCUUUAAUGACAGGAAGCAGUUACUGUGUUAAGACUGUCUUAUACAAUUUUACUUCACUUGAAGUUUUUUAUACGUAGAGUCUGAUUAUUAUUGCGUAUUUAUGAAGGAAUAAUUACGUACAUGUUGUAGAGGUUAUUUUACUCUAGAUUAAGAGAAAGAUUUUUUUUUAAACAGACUUUAAACUGUGCAAAUAGAGUCUUUCUACUCAAUAGAAGCUGAGGUGGUCAAAAGCAACUAAUGGGGGGAAUAAUGACCUGUAACAACUAAAAUGAAAAUCAAGCUAAGUUCUUUGAAGAUUACAAUACCAAGGGAUUUAACUUUAGUUACAGUUGUUUUUUGUUUUGUUUUUUUACAUCCAUGACAUUCAUUGGUCAUUGAUGUCCUAGGUCAUUGUCUGUCAGCAGUUAAAUAUACUCUCCAUAAAUAACCUGCAAGUCUUAGUUACACUAACCCCAGCAUUCUGACCUUCAGGCUGGCUGUCGGCAGAUAAAAUCCUCUCAGUCAGUGGUUCAGUCUUUUGGAGGACAAGUUGUCUGAUGAAUAGCAUUAAUGCAGCCUUUAAAGUGCAACAUCAAGGAAAGUGUCAACAGUUAACUGACGUUCUUUUUUUCAGAGUUAAUGUUACAGCUUUUUGAUGUAUUUAUUUGGGAUUUAAAGUUAUAGUCUGGCAUCAUGUAGGACAUAAAUGUGGAGCUACGCUUUAGAGUACACCGUGUUCCAAAUAAUUAUGCAAGUGAUAUUUUCUCAGCUUUUCCUAAAUGGUCGAUGCAAAUGAUGGUCAGUAUAAUUUUCAAGUCAUGAACUAUUGUUAACAUACUCAGGGUAAGCAUAUGUAAAAAUCUCAGUCUGACAAUUAAGCUACCCUUUUUUGGUUAUGCUCUUCUUCCUGAAUCUCAUUCCCAUUGGAGUUAUUAAUGACUAGAAUACUGCAGGGUGUCUGCACUCUGUCACAAAGGUGGUGAAAAGGUCACACUGGCUUUUAUUUAAUCUACUUUUAAAUCUGUCUUGCAUGUGCAAUCAAUUACGUCAUAAAUGUGAUUAAAAUUUGAAGAAAGAAAGUCUGAAGUCACUUUAUGUCCGCUCUUUAGUCAUUGCACGGCCUGCUUGAUUGCAUGAUCAAAUUUUACUAAACAAAGCUCCCAAUGAGAACUGUAUUUUUUUUUCAAAAAUAAAAAAACUCAAACAGCAGAUUUUCUAAACAUUUUAUGGAUUAUAAAGAACUGCAAACGGUCAUUCUUUGAAUGUGCAGCAUUAAGUGGUCACAUGUACUAAAAUCAAAAGCUAUUUCAAACGAAAACAUCUAAACAGAGCGAGUUACAUGUUAACAUGGGACCUCUUCUUUGAUAUCACCUGCACAAUUCUUGCAUCCAUUGAACUUGUGAGUUUGUGGAAAGUUUCUGCUUUAACAGCUGCUCUUUUAAUCCCAUAAAUUUGUCUAACAGAAACAUUUCUCAUUAUGCCUUUAUCUGUACAAACCCAUAUUUGUUCUGAAUCAGCCACAAAUCUCUUCACAGUACAAUGAUAACGCUUCAGUUUUCGUUAAAUAUCUAAUAUGUUCAUAUCUUGUCAUACGGCACUACACUAUCUGAUGAUUUUCAGCAGCAGAGAUCCUUUCUUUUUCCUGUAUUGCUUGAAACCUGUGGCCUGCUUAAUAAUGUGGAACAUCCUUCUUAGGUAUAGUUCCUUUAAUUGAGCUGACCAGACAAACUAAUCUGAAAUUAAUUAUAGUGAUUCAAAGAGCCUUGACUCAUAAUACCAUCUAUAAAUUUAAUAGCACAACAAAAAAUGUAAUUUAAUGUUUGUGACAUUUAAAUCCAAUUUGCAUAAUAAUUUGGAACACAGUGUAUACUCAAUGACAGUAGCAGGAAUUGGCCGACAGUCAUUGCUGUUAACAGUAAUGUUUUAUAUUUAUUGUAACACUUAAGGUAACACUUUCACAGACACAUAAGUGUUUAGCUGACUUGGUUAAAUACAAACCAAUAAACUAAUUGCACAAAUGCAAUUAGUUUAUUGCAUUUAAUAAUUAGUUUAUUGGUGAUCCUUUCAUGGCUGCACUACUAAACCAGCAGCACCAAUGGAUUUUGAGCUUGGUGAGAUGUGGUCUGUUGUGUUUCGGGUCCAAAGCCUCAAAAAUCAACAUGAAGUCAAAAUCUUAUAUAACAAAUUUCAUACAUCGAAGUGCAAGGUGGUUCCUUAUUUCUGUACAUGUUGACAGUUCUUCAUCAUUUCAACAAUUCAUGCAUUUGCUACCUUACUUCUGCAUUUGUUUGUUUUUUGUUUUUUUAUCAAAUGCAGAAGUAAGAUUUCUAUCUUCCCGAGAAGCACUCGGGAAGAUAUUUACCAACUUUGUACCUAGCAGGUUGUACCUAUUAAACAUUUAGAAGCAUGAUUGAUAUUUUUCACUUAA
This is a messenger RNA of Poeciliopsis prolifica (blackstripe livebearer), 3941 nucleotides long. RefSeq names its product retinal G protein coupled receptor b (gene rgrb). Bases 352 to 1233 code for a protein of 293 amino acids. Gene Ontology annotation, molecular function: G protein-coupled receptor activity. Gene Ontology annotation, biological process: visual perception; phototransduction; G protein-coupled receptor signaling pathway. The record is from RefSeq and is a predicted model, not a curated record. Gene Ontology annotation, cellular component: membrane. NCBI's taxonomy places the organism in Eukaryota, Metazoa, Chordata, Actinopteri, Cyprinodontiformes, Poeciliidae. The transcript is spliced from 7 exons.